Messenger RNA from Closterium sp. NIES-67, 1579 nucleotides. The record is from the annotation of a GenBank genome assembly. Lineage: Eukaryota; Viridiplantae; Streptophyta; Zygnematophyceae; Desmidiales; Closteriaceae.
GUGGAUGUCGAGUCGAAGGUGUGGCAAGAAGCCGAAAGGACAUGCCGCCAUGUUCCUACAAUCUUGGGAUGGCAUGCGGAGGGACGAGGGUGCCCUGGGCUGGAAGCAGUCUCCUUCGACGGCACUCUGGAAGCAGACAAGGACGAGGAGACGAGAAUCCGCCAGCUUCGGCUCCCCCCGGAGUGCGUUUUUGAGAAUUCUCACAUCCCUAGUGCGCCACAUUCCUGUCAAACCGUUGACUAAAGGCAGCAAUUCUUCGUCGGCAACCGCCUGCUAGCCUCUGCUAGCCUGCAAGUAGUGCCUAUACUACCAAUUUUCGAGCCGCUUUUCUCUUUUUGGAGAAACCGGCUCCUUUCUGCGCGUUAAUAAUCCACCAUGGCGGCCCCAUAUAGCGAUGUCGCGACAGCGCCCGCCACCAAGACCCAGCUGACGCUCUACGCGCCUCCGGACGAGCGGUACGAGCGCGUGGUGAGCACGCGCGGCGCCGCGGCCGUGCACGUGCAGGCCAUCGGCGACCCAGACGAGCAGGCCGAGGGGUCCAUCGCGUGGCAGCGGGAGACGCACGGCAGCGAAGGGGACGCGGGAAGGGGAGCCGCAACCCGAAGCAGCGGCAGUAGUAGCAGCACCCCCAGCGGCGGCUGUGGCUGUUCUUAUGCUGAGAAAGACAAGAGCAGCACAAGCAGCAGCGGCGUUGGCGUUGGCGGCAGCAGCGGGUUAAGGUUUGGUGAAGGAGUGAGGACAGGCGGGGAGAAGGAGGAGAAGGAGAGGGAGGAGCAGCGCAGUGCGGAGUACGAGGUGCGCACAGCGGAGCCGUCCCAGCUGUACCUGUACAUGCCGCCCACGCAGCGCGCCAGCCACGUGGCAGAGGCCAACGAGAGCCGCCGCCAGCAGGGCGCGCAGAGGGGGGCGGGCGCAUGGGGAGGGCAGACUGCCAGGCUGUGAGAGUGGGUAGUGAUUCUGCCAAGCUGGCAAGCUGAAAGUUGGGGGAGAGAUUUGAAUGUUGAAACCGCCAAGCUGUGAGACUGGGUACUGUUGUUGAUGCGGGGUGGCCGGGUUGCCAGUUUUUGAAGGCAAUGUUCCAGGGCAGGCGAGCAGGGAGGGAGCAAGCAGGACAGGGCCGAUUCUUGGGAGCACUGGAGUGGAGGGAGCUGGGUGCAGCAGGGAGCAGGGCGGGCAAUAGUGUGGCGUUGGGGUGUACAGGCAGAUGAUUGGCAGGAUGUGGGUGUGGGUGGGAUGAGUGGCUACUGGCUGUCAUGGUGUGAGGGUUGAGGAGCCUGGGGUCACAGCCUCACAGAGUGACAGGGUAUGCAUGGAUGUGCUAGGGGACAGGGGGGUGCUGUUUGACGUUUAGGGGAGGGGGAAGGGGAAGGGUUCUACAACUGGACUGGCUGGAACCCUCCCACAUGCGAGGGGGGUGUCUGUCUAUGGAAUUUCCAUUUGUGCUUGACUGAAUAGAUCUAGCAUCCAUGUCGCUUUCAGUGAAUUUUCUUGCAGUAUGGCAAAAACCCUUCAGCAUGUGUGUGGGUGGGCACAUCAUGUGGGUACGUUCUGAAACCUUUCAGCAUGUUUGUACACACUA